ACUCGCUCCACACAUCGUGAGCUUUUCGACACUCGACAAGGUGAUCGCCUUUUUCUUCUUCUCAACCCACGAACCCGUCGACCCGCCGCCAACAAGUUCACGAGCCUCUCUCGACGAUCAUAAUGGCACCAAAAGGAAAGAAAGCGGCACCUGCGCCCUUCCCCCAGGGCAAGGCCGGCAGCACCAAGAAGGCGAAGAACCCUCUCAUUGAGAAGCGCCCUCGCAACUUCGGCAUCGGCGCUGAUAUCCAACCCGCCCGCAACCUCUCUCGCAUGGUGAAGUGGCCUCAAUAUGUCCGUCUCCAGAGGCAGAAGAAGAUCCUCAACAUGCGCUUGAAGGUUCCUCCUUCGAUCGCCCAGUUCCAGCACGUUUUGGACCGCAACACCGCGGCUCAGGCCUUCAAGCUCCUGAACAAGUACAGGCCCGAGACCAAGGCUGAGAAGAAGGAGCGUCUCAGCAAGGAGGCUACCGCCAUCGCCGAGGGCAAGAAGAAGGAGGAUGUCUCCAAGAAGCCCUACACUGUCAAGUUCGGUCUGAACCACGUCGUCGGUCUCAUCGAGAACAAGAAGGCGUCCCUCGUCCUGAUCCCCAACGAUGUCGACCCCAUCGAGCUCGUCGUCUUCCUUCCCGCGCUCUGCCGCAAGAUGGGUGUCCCCUAUGCGAUAGUCAAGGGCAAGGCCAGGCUCGGCACCGUCGUCCACCAGAAGACCGCUGCCGCUCUUGCUCUGACCGAGGUCCGCUCCGAGGACAAGAACGAGCUGUCCAAGCUCAUCUCCGCCAUCAAGGAGGGCUACCUCGAGAAGCACCAGGAGGCCAUGCGCCACUGGGGCGGUGGUAUCAUGGGUGCCAAGGCCAAUGCUCGCAUGGAGAAGAGGAGGAAGGCCAUCGAGAAUGCCAUCAAGAUCUAGAUAUGACUGGCAUGUGCAUGCGGUAAUGGGUAUCUCGUGGGUUCAGGCGUCACUUUACUCGUCACGGGAAGGGUUCUAUAGCAAUACCUGGUGUUUAGGACGACCAAAAGCGGCCAAAGAAGCUGCAAUCAAUCAUCAUGAAUUUCACGUAUACUCAC
Westerdykella ornata is the source of this 1066-nucleotide messenger RNA. Its product is annotated as 60S ribosomal protein L8-B. Gene Ontology annotation, cellular component: ribonucleoprotein complex. The transcript has 5 exons. The record is from RefSeq and is a predicted model, not a curated record. Gene Ontology annotation, biological process: ribosome biogenesis. Lineage: Eukaryota; Fungi; Ascomycota; Dothideomycetes; Pleosporales; Sporormiaceae. The coding region runs from base 123 to 908 and encodes 261 amino acids.